AUGUUCCCUCAUCCGGGAACUCGGAUUGCUCAUCCCACCAAUGGCUGCUACCCGCCCUCGGGACGCGUCCUUGAAGCCCCAGCCAAUGAGCAAGCGAAGAAAAGGGCGGAGGGGCGGGCGCUUCGCAGCUCGAGCCGCUAUUGGGGCGUGGGGAAGGUGGUGGGGGAGGGCAGAGGGAUGGGAACUGGGGAGAAGAAGGGCACGGCGGCGGGAGGGAAGAAACAGAGCGAGCUACGCUGCGGGAGCAAGGGGACCCGCCGGCUGUGGUCACGUGCUUGGGAGGAGGGGCUGAGAGGCUUAGGGGAGGGGCAUGCAGUACCGAGCACCGCCCCCCUCCCCCCCAACUCACGUCACCCGCUCAGCCUUCUCCUAGCCUGGUUCCAGAGACCACGUGAAGUCUCCGCGGGGUCUAGCGCGCCCUCCUUCCCGCCCUGCCUACCCCCGCAAGAGUACCUCGCAGGCGGAGACCCACCAGUCCUCAUCCUUCUUCCGGGGCCCGGGGUACCCUCCUCCCCGGUCCCCUCUGCAUCGCUGCGGCUCCUCCGGUCUGACAGGCGAGUCCCGAGCCACCGACUGAUCACGACCCACUGUUGCAACUUCAUUUUCAGCUGAAUGUCCCUACUCUUCUUUCCUCACGACUUGUGACUCCCCUACCUCCCCUACCCCACCCCAACGGGAUAGUUUCACAGGAAAUUCAGUGAGGCAAAGUCACCUCGUUGGUCACAAAAGACGUUUUGGUCUACCCAUAGAGGGCUUGGGGUGAGGCGGUUAUCUUUUCUUAAAUCAUAAGCCAUGUUUUUCUGGAAAUUACAUGUCAAUGGGUUGUACCUAUAGCCUGGUGUCUAAAGUUGAUUUAGUGAAACCUUAAAGCUAUUAUGUGUCAACUUGUAUGCUAAACAGUUUGCUACAUGACAAAUGUUCGGUAAAUGUCAGUGGGGUAACUCCCAGCAUGAUUCACAGACAGUUACAGAUGGUCCGUGUAAUCAAUUGCAAAUGGUGGGCUUAAAAAAUAGUACUGUACACACACAGUACGAUCCUAAUGCCAGCUACCUAGUCUUCCAACUAAUAGAUUAAUAACACCUGUAUACAUGUCCAGCUGCUUGAAGAAAGUAGUGAUCUAAAUCUUUAACAUUUAUAGUAUUUAAUAGUGUAUUACAUUUUAAACAUAUUUCAGUAUUUCUGACGUCAAGAAAUUUUGAAAUACAUACUUUUAAAUACUGUAGUUCGGGUUUCAAUUUGAAAGAUUUUAUCAAAUUAGAGGACCUCUCUAUUUCUAGGAGUUAAGUUCCAAGAUUCCCAACAAUUUGACACGAAGGCUUCUUAUUUUCUUCCCCUUGCAACUGAGAUUUCUUAGGAUGUAAUCAAUAGCAAGAGUUAAUCAGUUCUCCCACUGAAUUGAUAUAAUGACAUUAAAAGCUAUGAAACCUGAUGUAAUAGUUAACCUGAGCUCCACUGAGGCUUCCUGAUAUAUAACUCACAAACCUACAUUAAUACCUUUUCUAGUUUGGAGACUAUAUAUGUACUCUUUGCCAUGAGGCCCAGCUAAAGGAAUUCCCUGUUGCCUCACUGAAUAGUGGUUAAGAGAAUGAGUCAGGAGCAGGUAGACAAGAAUUCUGCUCUGCUUCCUUCUCAAUGUGUCACCUUAGUUACUUUUUGGAGCUUCAAGUUCCUCUUCUAUGAAAAUGGUAUGGGAACACCUAUUUUCACAUGGUUGUUGAAAGAUUAAAGGAAAAGGUAUGUGAUGUAUGCGCUAACGUGUUUAUCACACAGCAAGCCCUUGAUGAUAACUAUGGUAUCUUCUACACUGGAUGUUGGGGAGGGAUGAAAUAAGGUAUCUUUGAUUCCUAAAUCUUUUUCCCUGUCUAGUGCAUUGUUGUCCUUUGACAUGAAAGCAGCAAGCCUGAAACCUACCCGAAGUAUAUGCAACCAAGUCAUCCAACAUCCAGACUAAAAUCCAAAAUUGGUUUAAUGCUUUCAAUAGUUUUCCUCAUCCUUUGGAGAAUAGGAGAAUAUCAGUUUCAACACUUUUCACAGCAGUUUUGUGAAGGUUUCCUACUCGCUUUGCUGCCCUGGAAACAGCAUGGUAAAAAUGUGUUAAUAUUCUUGGUUUCUCCUCAACUUGGGUUUAUACUAAUACAUGUAAUACACGUGUGUAUAUAUAUAGCCAGAGCUAUAUAAUUCUUUUUGUUCAAUGCCGUACCCAGUCAGCUACUUAGUAAGUGCUCUCUUAUCGUAGGAAACUAAACUAAUAUGAGGUAGAUGGCUCCGCUGUUAUUGACUUUCUCCUUAGUAGUCUUUUCCUAACUCAGCCACACUUUCUAUGACCAAUUAUUAUCCCCUCUCAAACACUAGUAUGAAUGUUAACUUCUAUUCUUGACUUUUUGAGAGAUGGUCUCACACUGGGGAAUCUCAAAUUUCUCGAGUAUAUCUUACUUUGAACACCUGUUUUUUAAGCAAAUGCAAACAGACUUCCCAGUUAUUUCAAAGGAUAUCAGCCUACCACUGGUAGUGGUCUCUGGCCUGUUAGGAACCCGGGCCGCACAGCAGGAGGUAAGCAGCGGGGGAGCGAGCAAAGCUUCAUCAGUACUUAUAGCCGCUCCCAUCACUCGCAUUACUGCCUGAGCUCCGUCUCCUGUCAGCAUUAUGGUGAGUUGUAUAAUUAUUUCACUAUAUAUUUGAAUGUAAUAAUAAUAGAAAUAAAGUGCACAAUAAAUGUAAUGUGCUUGAAUCAUCCCCAAACCACCCCCCUGCCCCCGGUCUGUGGAAAAAUUGUCUUCCCAGAACCCGGUCCCUGGUGCCAAAAAGGUUGGGGACCACUGGCCUAGAUAGAUAAUGGCAGAAUUCUUUUGGUUGGAUAAUCCAUAUUAGAAUCUUGGCAUCCACCUAGGGCAUCCGGGAAAGAAAGUACCCUCAAGGGCUCACUCAGUUGUCGAUAACUGAGUCCCGCUGCAGUAUAAUACAAAAUAUUGAGCUAGAGUAAAAGAACUGGGAAUGAUUCUGGGCAGCCAGCCACUUACUAACUAUAUGGCCCUGAGUAGGUUGAACUCUAAGCCACAGUUUCUUCAUUUUUUAUAGAGGGAUUCACAGCACUAGAUAAGCCAAUCUCAUAGAAUUGUGAAAGGAUUUCAUGAAGUGUGAGGAAUAUACUCCAUAUAUUCUAAUAUGAUGUACUAAUAUUUGUGGCACAAAGGCCAUAGUUCUCCCUGAAUUCUUCACGUAAGUGUGAUUAUGUUAAGAGAAGCCUAUGUGUUUAACUCAGUGUUGAUGAAACAAAGACCAUGGAUUUAAAUUCCAAAUUUCCCAGUUAUACACCUCCCAUGACCACAGAUUUCACACACUUAAUUCACAAAUACAGGGCAUAAGUAAAAAGGAUCAGCUGAAUCUACUCUACCUGAUCCAUUGCCAUUUCAGGAAAAACAAUUCAAAGAUAAUGGGACCCAAUAUCUCUUUUAAUACAGCACUAAGUUAUUUUUUCUGUAUGUUAACAGUCCUCAAAAUUUUUGGAAAUUUGCUGUUAAUUUUAAAAUUAAAAAAUUGAGGGUCUUUUCUUCUCAUAUUAUCCUUUCAUUGUCUAUUAUUGAUCUUUAGGAUUUGCUGGGUAGAGAGAGGGAGUCUAUGUGUUGAUAUUGUUUUCCUAAAUAAUAUUUCACCUAUAUUGGUAUUUAAUAACUUAUCCCUCCAGCUAAAUUGUACAUUCACUUGCAUAAUAAUGUCCCUAUCAUACGUUUUUAACAUAAUUUCAAGGAGAUUGUUAUUGACAGUUAACACAUUUUUAUUAUUGUAUUGUCUUCUUUGUCUUUAUAUAUACAACUGAAAUGGAAUACAAUACUGUACACCACAACAUAUGAUAUAUAAUCCCUCCCUAAUAAAGGAAUAGAUGUGAUAUAUUCCAGUUUGGUGCUCUCAGCCUGUUAGAUAAACUAGAACACAACCAUUAAA
Molecule: messenger RNA, 3939 nt
Organism: Orcinus orca (killer whale)
Lineage: Eukaryota; Metazoa; Chordata; Mammalia; Artiodactyla; Delphinidae
Exons: 2
Coding region: 1-612 (203 amino acids)
Source: RefSeq, a predicted model, not a curated record